This is a messenger RNA of Paracoccidioides brasiliensis Pb18, 597 nucleotides long. Its product is annotated as proteasome component PRE3. Gene Ontology annotation, molecular function: threonine-type endopeptidase activity. The record is from RefSeq and is a predicted model, not a curated record. Bases 1 to 597 code for a protein of 198 amino acids. The transcript is spliced from 2 exons. Gene Ontology annotation, cellular component: proteasome core complex.
AUGGCAAUCAACUUCAAGGAUGGCGUUAUUCUUGGAGCCGAUAGUCGCACAACCACUGGAGCAUAUAUUGCCAAUCGGGUCACAGACAAAUUGACUCAGGUCCAUGAUACCAUUUGGUGUUGUCGCUCAGGUUCUGCUGCGGAUACACAGGCCGUUGCUGAUAUCGUGCAUUAUCACCUGGGAAUGUAUGGCAUAGUGAACAAAGAACCUCCAACGACCCAAACAGCUGCUGCGCUGUUCCAGGAACUGUGCUAUGACAAUAAGGAUAUGCUACGCGCAGGGAUCAUUAUUGCAGGUUAUGACCAACGACAUGGAGGUCAAGUGUACUCAAUACCACUAGGUGGUUCGCUUCACAAACAAUCAUAUGCCAUCGGAGGCUCCGGGUCGACUUACAUUUACGGAUACUGCGAUGCAAACUGGCGGGAAGGGAUGACAGAGGAGGAAGGUAUCGAGUUCGUGAAGAAUUCCUUGCAGGAAGCGAUAAAAUGGGAUGGCAGCUCCGGUGGUGUGAUCCGGAUGGUGGUGUUGACAGCAAAGGGUGCGGUGCGACAUCUCUACCUCCCGGAUAAUAGAUAUACAGGGCCAGGUCCGAAAUAG